CUGAAUUCUGUACAUCCAAUCGACAAAUAUCUGAUGCUGAUUAUUGAUUUUUAGAUAAUGACUCUUGUCGAUAUCGUUAGAGAUAUUGUAAGGUCAGGCCUGUUGUAUACUGUUUUCUAGUUCACGAAGCUGGUGCGCAUUGUGAUCCCUGAGACGAAAUAAUAGAUCAUAAGGAAACACAGAGAAUGUCUUCGGGGAUUAUGCAAUUGUCUGCACCUGAGUACGUAGAUGUCUAAUUCUAGUUUAGAAGAAGACUCAAACGGAUUGUUUAGCGAUCAUCAUUCUGAUCAUUACCUACGAUCAGAGACCUACUUUUUGAAGCAUUUGAGAAGAGCAAAACGUCAAACUUGCAGACUUCGUGAGAUACUAACCAUCAUCCUUCGAACAGUAUGCAACGCCCUUUACGUUAUCUGCUUCAUACGGCCCCUCUCGCAUCAGACGUCUUCAAGGAGGAUAGAAGUAUAAUAAACCUAGCUAUUCCAAAAAUUGGAUUGAAACUCCGUGUAUGUCGAUGUUGGACUACGCCAAGAGUUUUGAUAUUUUUUUUUUCUAAGUCGGCCACGUCACAUAUGAAAAUUGAAUCCAGAACUUG
Messenger RNA from Marchantia polymorpha subsp. ruderalis, 592 nucleotides. The record is from the annotation of a GenBank genome assembly. NCBI's taxonomy places the organism in Eukaryota, Viridiplantae, Streptophyta, Marchantiopsida, Marchantiales, Marchantiaceae.